Cajanus cajan (pigeon pea) is the source of this 3950-nucleotide messenger RNA. Its product is annotated as myosin-16. Gene Ontology annotation, molecular function: ATP binding; microfilament motor activity; actin filament binding. Gene Ontology annotation, biological process: pollen tube growth; actin filament organization. Lineage: Eukaryota; Viridiplantae; Streptophyta; Magnoliopsida; Fabales; Fabaceae. Gene Ontology annotation, cellular component: cytoplasm; membrane; actin cytoskeleton. The record is from RefSeq and is a predicted model, not a curated record.
AUACAAAGAAACGGUAUGGUUGGUACCCGCGAAGUCCAUGCGGCGAGUAGAGGAGAGGAGAGGGAAGAGUGCGAGCGAGGCACAAGAAUGUCCACAAGCAUGGCGAUUUUGCAGGGCCUUCGGACAUUUCCGCUCUCACCAAACCAUCAUCACUCCCCCAAUCCCGCAACACAAAGACGAACAAAACUCCCGAAUUCCUCUUCUCUUCAUUCUCCCGCAACCGCAACCGCAACCGAUUCCGAUCUGUUCAAAACGCGCGCUCCUUCAAAUGAUUCAGCGCCGUUGCAAAGUGUCCGCACCUGUGUGACUCCUCUUCAGCUAACCUUCAUAUUCUCAGAAGACAAUGGGGAUUCCAGAAAACAUAGUUGUUGGUUCUCAUGUCUGGGUUGGAGAUCCAGAACUAGUUUGGGUUGAUGGACAAGUACUGAAUAUUAAUGGAGAAGAAGCUGAAAUCCAAACUAGUAAUGAGAAGAAGGUUGUUUCCCUUGUGUCAAAAUUAUAUCCCAAGGAUGUGGAUGUGCCUACUGAUGGAGUUGAUGACAUGACCAAGCUUGCUUAUUUGCAUGAGCCAGGAGUGCUACAUAAUUUGGAAACUAGAUACAUGAUGAAUGAAAUAUAUACUUAUACUGGCAAUAUUCUCAUUGCAAUCAAUCCCUUCCAAAGUCUUUCACACCUGUAUGAUACUGAUGUGAUGCAAAGAUACAAGGGAGCAACAAUUGCAGACUUGAGCCCACAUGUUUUUGCUAUUGCUGAAGCAGCAUAUAGGGCAAUGAUUAAUGAGGAGAAAAGCAACUGUAUCCUGGUUAGUGGUGAGAGUGGUGCUGGUAAGACAGAAACCACCAAAAUGCUUAUGCGGUACCUGGCAUAUUUAGGUGGUAACGCGGCAUCUGAAGGGCGAACUGUUGAACAACAAGUUCUAGAAUCAAAUCCAGUUCUUGAAGCAUUUGGUAAUGCAAAAACUGUUAGAAAUGACAAUUCUAGCCGUUUUGGAAAAUUUGUUGAGAUUCAAUUUGAUAAGCGUGGAAGAAUAUCAGGUGCAGCCAUUAGAACUUAUCUGCUUGAGAAAUCUCGGGUUUGCCAAGUCUCAGAUCCUGAGCGUAACUAUCACUGUUUCUACCUUCUCUGUGCUUCUCCUCCUGAGGAAAAGGAGAAAUUUAAGUUGGGAGAUCCUAGAUCAUUUCACUACCUUAAUCAAUCCAAUUGCUAUGACUUAGUUGGUGUUAAUGCUGCUCAAGAGUAUCUUAGCACAAAGAGAGCCAUGGAUAUUGUGGGAAUCAGUCAAGAGGAACAGGAUGCAAUUUUCAGAGUUGUAGCUUCUAUUCUUCAUCUUGGAAACAUUAAGUUUGCAAAAUCUGAAGACACUGAUUCAUCAGUUCUAGAAGAUGAAGAAUCCAAGUUUCAUCUCCAAAUAACGGCAGAACUUCUCAUGUGUGAUCCUGUUGCUUUGGAAGGUGCACUCCUUGAGCGUGUGAUGGUUACGCCAGAAGAAAUCAUCAAGAGAAGUCUUGAUCCUCUAGGUGCUGCAGUUAGCAGGGAUGGUUUAGCCAAAAUGCUAUAUUCUCGUUUAUUUGACUGGUUAGUCCAUAAAAUUAAUAGCUCCAUUGGGCAGGAUCCUAGCUCAAAAUGUCUCAUUGGCGUUCUUGACAUAUAUGGCUUUGAAAGCUUUCAAACAAAUAGUUUUGAGCAGUUUUGUAUAAAUUUCACAAAUGAAAAGCUGCAGCAACACUUCAACCAGCAUGUGUUUAAGAUGGAGCAAGAGGAAUACACAAAACAAGGGAUUGACUGGAGCUACUUAGAAUUUGUAGAUAAUCAAGAUGUACUGGAUCUCAUUGAAAAGAAACCUGGUGGAAUCAUCGCUCUGCUUGAUGAAGCUUGUAUGUUUCCCAAGUCAACUCAUGAAACAUUUGCACAAAAGCUUUAUCAGACAUUCAAAGAUCACAAACGCUUCAUCAAGCCAAAAUUGGCACGCUCAGACUUCACUGUUGUUCAUUAUGCAGGGGAGGUUCAGUAUCAAUCUGAGCAGUUUUUAGACAAAAACAAAGACUAUGUUGUUCCUGAACAUCAAGACAUGCUAAGUGCUUCCAAAUGUUCAUUUGUAUCAGGCCUUUUCCCUUCACUUUCUGAGGAGACAGCUAAAUCUGCUAAAUUUUCUUCUAUUGGUUCUCGUUUCAAGCUUCAAUUACAACAAUUGAUGGAUACACUCAAUCUGACAGAGCCACACUAUAUUAGAUGUGUGAAGCCAAAUAGUCAAUUAAAAUCUUGCUUAUUUGAAAAUUUGAACGUCAUCCAACAAUUACGAUCUGGUGGUGUUCUUGAAGCAGUAAGAAUUAAGUGUGCUGGAUUCCCCACUCACUGGACCUUUCAUGAUUUUUUAACUCGAUUACGUGUUCUUGCUCCAGAGGUUCUUCGAGGAAACUUCGAUGAAAAAGAUUCAUGUAAAAUGAUUUUGGAGAAGAUGGGAAUGACAGGUUAUCAGAUUGGGGAAACAAAAAUAUUCCUAAGAGCUGGACAGAUGGCUGAAUUGGAUGCUCAGAGAGCAUUACUGCUUAGUAAUUCUGCAACAGUUAUCCAAAAGCAUGCUAAAACUCGUUUUAGUCGGCAAACAUAUAUUGCCUUGCAAAAGUCCUCUGUGUUUCUGCAAUCCAUUUGCAGAGGAGUAUUGGCUCGAAGAUUGUAUUAUCACAUGAGGAGGGGAACAGCCGCAGUCAGAAUUCAAAAGCAUAUGCGUCGAUCACUAGCCAGGAAAUCAUACACUGAAGUAACGAGCUCCGCCAUUGUCUUGCAGACAGGUUUUCGAACAAGGGCUGCUUGUGAUAAUCUUAGAUAUAGAAAGCAAACCAGAGCAUCAAUUACUAUUCAGUCCUAUUGGCGGCGACACAAAGCUCUCUUUGAAUAUAAGAACCUUAAGAAAGCGUCAAUCAUUUCACAAAACAUCGAUCAUUCAAAUGAUACACAUGAAGAGAAGGUUUUGGAGACACCUAUGCAAAAUGAAAGUCCUAUGGAAGAAUCUUCAUAUCCUGUCCAAGAAGAAUCUUCAAAUCAUGUCCAAGAAGAAUCUUCAAAUCAUGUCCAAGAAGAAUCUUCAAAUCCUGUCCAAGAAGAAUCCUCAAGUCCUUUCCAAGAUGAUGAAAGCAUUGAAGUUAUCAGGGAUUCCUCUAGUCCUCUCCAUGACACUGAAAAGAUUGAGGUUCUUAAUGUAGAAAUAAAAAACUUGAAGGUCAAGUUGCAUACAGAAAAACAAAGAGGUGAUGAAUAUGAAAGGAAAUAUGUAGAAGCUCAAGGAUCUAGUGAAGAGUUACGCAAAAAGUUAGCAGAAACUGAAAAAAGAGUAUAUCAGCUUCAGGACUCAUUGAACAGGAUGAUAUCUUCCAUGUCAACUCAAGUUGCCGAGCUGAAGAUGAUCUUAAGUACUUCAUCAAGAUUGAGUUCAACUUUUCGACCUAUUGCUAGGGUUGACAUUGCUUCCAGUAACUCUGAUACUUCAUCCACAGACUCCGACUUCACAUUUCCAGCUACUGCUUCAAAUGAAGCUCCUUCUUCCCCAGAGCCAAAUUCUUUCAAAUUAGUAGUUCAGGAUGUCACUGCUGUGGAUGGAUCAGGAUCUGAAAAGGAGGGUUCGUUUGAUGAUUUCUUCUAAUAAAACUUGUAUUUCGUUUAUAUCGGGCUUAAUUUUCUUAUCCUCUGUGUCAAUGGGGAAAACAAGGAGGUGGCAGGUUAGGCACGUUCACUUCUUCUACCACACACUCUAAAGAAAUUGUAGAUACACAGUUCAUCUCGGGAUCCUGUAGAUCAGUAAGGUAGAGGUAGCAAAAGUGUCAAACUAUAUAUGAUGAACACAUUGAUCAGUUUCACCCUGUUGAUAUCCCCUAUGAAUUCUCUAUUAUUUGAUGUCAAAUGACACAGAAUGUGAUUUGUUGUAAUCUCCCGGUGUCAAGUUGGAUUCUUAUAUA